Messenger RNA from Coregonus clupeaformis (lake whitefish), 1317 nucleotides. Its product is annotated as eukaryotic translation initiation factor 4E-binding protein 3-like. The transcript is spliced from 3 exons. Gene Ontology annotation, molecular function: eukaryotic initiation factor 4E binding. Gene Ontology annotation, cellular component: cytoplasm. The record is from RefSeq and is a predicted model, not a curated record. NCBI's taxonomy places the organism in Eukaryota, Metazoa, Chordata, Actinopteri, Salmoniformes, Salmonidae. Gene Ontology annotation, biological process: negative regulation of translational initiation. Bases 356 to 697 code for a protein of 113 amino acids.
UCUUUAUAUAUGCAAUCUAUGGCUGUAGCAAUCACAACACGUCACAUGACCAGAGUCAUCCUAAUAGUUAUUAAAUGCACGCGAACAUAUUCAACAGCCCAGUUCGUUCUCUCUAGUUGCUGACAGCUUUACUUAUCUGGCAACAAAACCGUCCGCCCUGAACAGCUCUGCAGUCUGUUUUAUUUUGUUAGCUACAGUAGCUAGUUUUAGUUAAGUUUUUGUUGUUGUGGAUCUUGUUAGCAAAUUACUUGUUGAUUUUCUUGUUGUUUGGUAAACAAUCGAAUUUGCAAGAUCAGCCGAGCUUCACACAAAACGUCUGUUUGCGGUUGAUCAGAAUAACCCAAGCAAACCCAGGAUGACUACCAACGCUCAGCAGGCGAAGAGUUGCCCCAUCCCUACCCGGGUUCUCACCCUGAAAGACUGGUCUCAGCUCCCCGAAUGCUACAGUCAGACUCCCGGGGGUACUCUCUUCUCCACAACGCCCGGAGGAACACGCAUCAUCUACGACAGGAAGUUCCUCCUGGACUGUCGUAACUCUCCCAUUGCCCGUACCCCUCCCUGCUGCCUGCCCCAGAUCCCUGGGGUGACGGUGCCCGCUCUGCACCCUCUGGGCAAACUACAGGAGCUAAAAGAGGAGCUGGAGGAGGAGGAGGAGAAGGACCUGGCAGAUGACAGCCAGUUUGAGAUGGACAUCUGAGCUGCAGCUCAUUGCCUCCUGUGGAGAGAGCUGUUUUAUCUUCUGUUCUGACGUCUGAUUGGUCCUUUACUACCAGCAUGCAUCACAUUCACCUUCUUCAACUUCCUUUUUUUUUAACGUUUUGUUGUUGAGGAAACCCUCCCAAAAGAAAAAACAGAAUGGGGGUAUGUUGAUCCCUGAGUUAGGAAAAAAUUAAGCACCAGUGUAUUGUUAAGCAUGGAAUGCUUCAAUGGUUGCAGAUUCGUGUCUGAGCUGCAAGGUUGGAAGAAGCAAUAUGUUUGUGUUUGUAAGUUUGUUGGACUGUUUUUGAUUUGUACAUAAGAGUACAGUACUUUGUAUUUUUUAAAAGGAGGGAAAUGUACUAAAUUUUACAUUAAACAUACAGGGACGGUGGGAUUAAUCAAGACGGCAGAGUUGCUGCUUGUUUUUGUUUUUUUAACGAUAAGACUCCAUUUUGGAGGGGCUGCUGGGCCUAUGAGGGGUCACCAUGUCUGACCCUGGCAUAAGGUUAAAGGUCAGAGGUUGGGGGUGACUGUUGGACAGGCGCCUCCAUGCAGCUACCUGUGGAGGAGGAACUGAAAUGUAUCAAAGUUCAAAAUAAAAAAAGGAUAAAACCUAAA